GCAAACGAACGACGGCAGUUCACGCACUACGAGUAGGGCGCUGGUCGGCACCGAAGCACCCCGAGCGACAAGUGAAAUAAGCGAAAGAGAGAGAAAGAGAGAGAAAGAGAGCGAGAGAGAGAGAGAGAGAGAGAGAGAGAGAGAGACGCACGCACCACUCGCCACGCAUACUCUGGUAUAUCGUUGGCCAGAUUAAAAGUGGAACGAGCCAACGGAGACACCUUGCUAAGCCGACCGUUCUGAGAAAUUUUCUUCAGAGCUUAGGGAGGACCAACGGUGCCCACUCCUUGCAACACGAUACCCCAUUCAGUUUCAUUGCUCUUUGCUCGACCAAGGGCUCGACCAACUGAACUUUCAACUUUUGCUACGACUACUUUUUCUUCUUCUUCGACCUAUUGAUAGCGGAUAAACCGAUAUGUCUUCUGCAGUAGCCAAGACUUCAAAGUACUCGUACCGCUCGACCGGUACUGGUGGCCAGGCAGACGUCAGCAUCGAGUACAGUGCCGAUCUUAGUGCUUUGUCCCGACUCGAGGACAAAAUCCGCCUAUUGCAGGAUGACCUCGAGACCGAGAGAGAGUUACGUCAGAGAAUCGAACGAGAACGAGCAGAUUUGAGUGUGCAAGUCAUUCAGUUAUCAGAACGUUUAGAAGAGGCUGAAGGCGGCGCUGAAUCUCAAUUUGAAAUUAAUAAGAAAAGGGAUACUGAAUUAUUAAAGUUAAGAAAACUUUUAGAAGAUGUACAUCUCGAGAGUGAGGAAACUGCACAUCUUUUGCGUAAAAAACACCAGGAAGUCGUCGUUGAUUUCCAAGAUCAAAUUGAUCAGCUCUCCAAGGCUCGUGCUCGAGCCGACAAAGAAAAAGCAAAAUUCCAACAAGAAGUGUAUGAGCUCCUUUCCCAGAUCGACAAUGUUACCAAAGAAAAGAUUAUGUCCAUCAAGACCGUUGAAAAAUUGGAAAUUCAUGUAUCGGAACUCAAUGUUAAGAUUGAGGAGCUCAAUCGUACUAUUGUUGAUAUCACAAGUCACAAAACCCGUUUGUCACAGGAAAACAUUGAACUUGUUAAAGAAGUUCAAGACCUAAAGGUGAACAUUGAAAACAUCACUUACCUGAGAUCCCAAAUAGCUAGUCAACUCGAGGAUGCACGUCGCCGAUUGGAAGAUGAGGAACGCCGCCGAUCACUUGUUGAGGCAUCUCUUCACCAGGUUGAGACAGAGCUGGAGUCAGUUCGCGUACAAAUGGAGGAAGAGUCAGAGGCCCGUUUGGAGCUGGAGCGACAAUUGGUGAAAACCAAUGGAGAAGUUUCCAUCUGGAGAUCUAAGUACGAAACCGAGGCAAAUGCACGCGCUGAAGAGGUCGAAGAGUUGCGCAGGAAAUACAGCGCUCGCAUCCAAGAACAAGAAGAGCAAAUCGAAACUCUUCUCGUCAAAAUAAACAAUCUUGAGAAACAGAAAUCACGCCUCCAAUCUGAAGUUGAAGUUCUCAUUAUUGAUUUGGAGAAGGCUAAUGGAACAGCUCGGGAAUUGCAGAAACGCGUUGAACAUCUUGAAAAAGCCAAUAUUGAACUUAAAACACGUCUCGAAGAAACUAUUCAAUUGUACGAAGUGAGCCAACGUGAUUUGCGCAACAAGCAACAAGAGCUUCAACGUACUAAUGCCGAGCUCGACAAAACUCGCGAAAUGAAGGAUCAAUUAGCUCGUGAAAAUAAGAAACUGUCUGAUGAUUUGGGCGAUGCCAAGAACCAACUUGCUGAUAUGAAUCGCAGAUUGCACGAACUUGAACUUGAGCUUCGUCGUCUGGAGAACGAACGCGAAGAAUUGGCUGCUGCUUACAAAGAAGCCGAGGCCGGUCGCAAGAUCGAAGAACAGCGUUCUCAAAGACUUUCUGCUGAACUUAGUCAACUCCGUCACGAGACCGAGCGUCGUCUUGCCGAGAAGGAUGAAGAAAUUGAGGCGAUUCGCAAGCAGAUGAGCAUAGAAAUAGAACAGUUGAACGCGCGCGUGGUCGAGGCUGAGAUCAAGCUCAAGACGGAGGUGCAGCGCGUCAAGAAGAAGAUGCAGAUCCAGAUCACCGAGCUCGAGCUGGCCCUCGACGUAGCCAACAAGACCAACCUCGAUCUUCAGAAGACCAUCAAGAAGCAGUCGCUCACUCUGACCGAGCUGCAAGCCCACUACGACGAAGUUCAGCGCCAGCUGCAGGUGACGCUCGACCAGCUGGGCGUGAGCCAACGCCGCCUGCAAUCCCUGACCUCCGAACUGGAAGAGGUUCGCGGCAACUACGAGUCUGCCCUCCGCGCCAAGAGGACGGUCGAGCAGCAGUACGAGGAGGCACACAGUCGCAUCAACGAGCUGACCACGAUAAACGUGAACAUCGCCUCGUCCAAGGCCAAGCUGGAGCAGGAGCUGUCCACCCUGGCCGGCGACUACGAGGAGGUGACCAAGGAGCUGCGCGUGAGCGACGAGCGCUACCAGCGCGUGCAGAACGAGCUCAAGCACACCGUCGAGAUCCUGCACGAGGAGCAGGAGCGCAUCGUGAAGAUCGAGGCCAUCAAGAAGAGCCUGGAGAUCGAGGUGAAGAACCUGUCCGUGCGCCUGGAGGAGGUGGAGGCCAACGCCAUCGUCGGCGGCAAGCGCAUCAUCAGCAAGCUCGAGGCCAGGAUCCGCGACCUCGAGCUGGAGCUCGACGAGGAGAAGCGCCGGCACGCCGAGACGGUGAAGAUCCUGCGCAAGAAGGAGCGCAACAUCAAGGAGGUGAUGAUCCAGGUGGAGGAGGACUCGAAGAACAUCGCGCUGCUGCAGGAGUCGCUGGACAAGGCCAGCCAGAAGGUCAACAUCUACAAGCGCCAGCUGCAGGAGCAGGAGGGCAUGUCGCAGCAGAGCGUGACGAGGGUGCGCCGCUUCCAGCGCGAGCUCGAGGCCGCCGAGGACCGGGCCGACUGCGCCGAGUCCAACCUGUCGCUGAUCCGCGCCAAACACCGCAGCUUCGUCACCACCUCCACGGUGCCCGGCUCCCAGGUCUACCUCGUGCAAGAGUCCAGGCAGGAGCUCUAAGCUGCGCUCCGUCGACUCUAACGACAACAACAACGUGUCGAUCGGUGCCGCGCGGUAUCUCCGCCCUAGGCUAGAUGUCUGAGAGGAGCCUCGGAGCGGCCUGCAGUCCGAACCAAUGACCGCGCUUACUCGGUGUUUACCUCAUCCGGCUACGUAAUUUACCUGUAUUCCAAGCAGCAUUCGCCACAUCGGUCAGCUUCGAUAAAAAAAAUCACAUAAAAAAUCACAACGACGAGAGCAACGGCAAUGACAGCUUGUGCGCCCGUCCAUGUGUGCACUCUCUUUUCACGCUUUUCAUCUGUCGGCUCGACCGAUCGUUCUUCCCUCGUUAGCCUCCCGCUAACGGACCUUGCGCGCUUCCAAAAUCGUUAUCAUUGUCCCAAGCGACCCGCGACCCGUGACCCGCGAUCCGCGAUCCGCGAUCCGAGAGCAGCUCCAUUCUCGACAUCACACAAGACUCGCGUUGUUUCGCUUUUUUAUACCCCAUCACGACCGCAACCGCACGCAUCUUCAUCGCUCUGCUUUUACAAUGCGCAAUAAGCUGCUUUCAAUCGUCCUUUAUGUCAUUAUUUCUACUGCGGCCGCUACUGCUACUGACGUUGUUGUUACCGUUACAGACCCGUACUGCAUGCCCACUUGACGUAAUCAAAUACAUCAUUGAUCAAGCCUUUUCAUUUAUUUAUUUUUUCUAUAGCAAUAUUUAAAACUAUGAAAAUACCGUUAAGUCGGCUCGUAAGUAAGAAAUAAAUGUAAAGUUUCAUUAAAACAAA
Molecule: messenger RNA, 3816 nt
Organism: Phymastichus coffea
Lineage: Eukaryota; Metazoa; Arthropoda; Insecta; Hymenoptera; Eulophidae
Product: paramyosin, long form
Exons: 16
Coding region: 416-3046 (876 amino acids)
Cellular component (GO): myosin complex
Source: RefSeq, a predicted model, not a curated record